UUUAUCUGUGAUCAGAAGCAAAAAUGACUUCUUCCGAACUACUGGUAGUAUAGACUCCAGUGGCAACUAGUGGGCAAUCCACAAAGUGGCACAAGUAUAAAUUCCAGCGAGUCCACUUAGCAGCGCCUUACCCACAGGGUUGCCAGGUUUUCAUUUCAAAACCAGCCAAAGACUAUCAAAAAACUAGCCAAAAAGUAGCCAAAAGCCAUUUUAAAAGUAGCCCAAUUCUUAAACUUACAAAUCUUAAUAAGAACAUCCUGCAGCUGUUGGUGCAACUACAACUCCCAGCAUCCCUGGCUGCGUGCAUGUGUAUUGGAAGUUGCAGUUGGGUGCAAGAGCUGGAGGUUGGGCAUUGCUGCUGGAGUCAGACAUGAUCAGUAAGAAAACUGGGAUAUACACUGACAUAUAUAAGAGACAUACGCGGAAAAGGGAGGCAGCGGCAUGUACUCACCCUGUCCCUGUACCAGGAACCCCUCAGUGACUUCUAAUAUCCUUAUCAUUUACAGUAGGGGGUACAUUAUCCCUUAUAAUACAUGAGUGAUACUCAGAGUUCCCUGUGUAACUCAGCCUGCAGCCUUGUGCCUUUAUAUGGUCACAGAACAACCCCUCAGUGACUUCUAAUAUCCUUAUCAUUUACAGUAGGGUGUACAUUAUCCCUUAUAAUACACGAGUGAUACUCAGAGUUCCCCCCUGUAUAACUCAGCCUGCAGCCCUGUGCCUUUAUAUGGUCACACCCCUCAGUGACUUCUAAUAUCCUUAUAUAUACCUCCCAUCCCCCAUAUACACUCUGUGCUGCACUUACCUACACUAUCCCGUGUACACGCUUAAAUCUGGUGUGUGUAGCACUGCUGUAUGCCUAUGAUGUUAUCCAAUCGCAAGUGAGAUGGGAAAAGUGUGGGGAAUAAAAAGGAUGCUUUGUGCAACACUAGCACGUCACCUCUCUCACUCUCCCCCAGGCUACGUAGCACAGAGCAGCGCAGGGGAAGCGACUGGCAUAGGAGUUACGCUAGACAUAUGCGUAAAUACAGCAAUUACACGUUUUAGCGCACAUUACUAACAGGUACAUGGAACAGGCCAACUUCAACGCACCGUCCCUUCUUUUAAGUCACUGACAGACCCUGUGCACUACACCACGCUGCACUACUAAGCUGGACAGCAAACUACAACUCCCAGCAGUCCCUCACACAUAAACUACCCCACUCAUCCUAUCUGCACCCAAAUUAGGACUACCAUUACAAAGGCCACGCAUUCACAACUAGAGGUUUGCUUUUAGGAUUUCCAAACACAACAAAGUGAAAAGGAAUGUAUUCCGAAAUAAAAAGGAGAAAGUGACGAGGCUGGUGAAUGACAUUUAUAAGAAAACACCGGCCCCGGGACUCCACAGAAUGAAUGGACAGUAUGGCACUCACAGGCUACAUAGGCGAGUGCAACGAGCAGCUUCAUCAUCCUCAUAUUGAUUCCAGUCAGCAGCCGCUGGAUCCGGGUCUUCACCAUCACCGGCCAGGCAACGUAUACAAGCUGGGCUCAAAGCCGGUGAGUGGUGACAUGGAACCCGUCGGUAGAGCAAUUAAAUAGAGGGGGGGGAGGGAAAAAGCUGAGCAACAGGGGAACCCAGGAAGAAGAGGCUGCCCACAGAUCUUCUUGCAGUCUCCGCCCUCAUGGCUCAGCCCUCCCUCUUCCCUGUAGCCUAGGUGUAUCGCUGAAGCAGACGGCACGCAGGCAUAAAAAAUAGUAAAAGUACUACGCCACGGCCACAGAUAAUAAAGCGGCCUGGCUGAGCAGCAGUUCGCGGUUUUUCAAAGUCCAAACCCGCGGCUGCAAUCAAAACUAGCCUAAAACUAGCCCUUGGCGGGUUUGGACUUUGAAAACCCGCCGAUGAAAUUGAAAACCAGCCCAAUUUGGCGGAAAACCCGCCAACCCUGCUUACCCACAGUGCGACAAUAACUUAGUCUACCUCAUUACUCCCUCUCACCGCGGCUACGUGACGCUCAUUUACGUGUGCUGUGACGUCACAAUCUCGCGACUUGGGACUGCUGGAUUCGGAAAGAGUGAGGGAGACAGACUUUGCUCGUUGCUACACUGUAAGACUUUGAAACAGCGAUCCGGAAUUGCGGCCUGUGUUAAGAAAACCCAAACUGGUCUCGGAAACGAGUGAUAGUAGGGAGUGACAAAGGGAGGAACUCCACGGGCGAUUUCGGUGCGAACCAACACGCUGCGAAAAAACGCAGGCGUCAAGUCAGAUGCGACGGAAACAAGGAAGAGCCAUCUCUAGUAAUCGGCCAGAACUUAAGCAUCAGGAGAUCACAAAGAGGAAGCAGCUAUCAAUACCAGGAAUCGUCCCAGAAGGUUACUUUGGGUGGAGGUCAGAGCAGAAAAUGAUAUGUAGAUGACAAAUGGGCUACAGUUGGGAGCUGCAUGUAAAUCACACAAGGGCUCCAGAAUUCUGGAAAAAUCUCCUGUACAGUCUAUAAAGAAAAAAUCCUGUUGGAAUCAACUUUUGUUUACCGGUCUAAACCAACCAGAGGACCAGAGGACUAAACCAAUGUUAACUAUAAUCAAGUCUUAGUUUUCCUCUUGUGAAUCUUAAUACCUCUUCCCAAUCAUCAAAAAUGGUUGAAUGUUUUAGCCUGACAAAAAGCUGUGAAACAUUUUCCCCCCUUGUGGAUGUUUAUACCUGUAUUGGAGCAUGACAAGUUUCAGGUCUUACCAAAAUGAUGGCUUGGAGGCCGGGGGAGCAUCGGUGAAAGGAAAUGAUUUCCGUGCUGUAGAGUAUUACCCCCAUGGAUACUGGGCGCAGAACCGCAAUGGCGUCCAGCUUUCUUCCUCUGGGGAUGCUUCAAGGACUAAUGCCAUUACCCCCGCAAUGCCAAAGAUGGGCGUCCGUGCCCGUAUUGCAGAUUGGCCUCCAAAGAAUGAAGCCAUAAAAGAGUCUUUAACUUCCAGCCGUUCACAGGAUAUGGAAGGGCUAAAUGAUUUUCUUCCAAAUAGAGGCUUUCAAAAUGUGCAGCAUUUUCAAACUUGUGCGGGCUCCCCAGCAUUUAGGGGCAUUCAUAGGUUGUCAAGGAAAAGAUCAAAGGAUGUUGAAUUUCAGGAUGGUUGGCCAAGGUCCCCUGGAAGAACUUUUAUUUCACUUCGAAACAGAAGCAACAGUGAAAUCACCCUUAGUGAGUGUGAUAUGGAUGAGGCAAUUGAACCCAGAGGUACAAAGUUCAGUAAUGGCAUGCCUCUCUUUAGAGAAUAUGGUAGCACUUCAUCGAUCAAUAUACAAGGUAUCUCGGAACAAAGUUUUUUUGAUAUGCUAAAAGACUUUAAAAAUGAAAAGCCUGACCUGGGUGGUGAGUCACCAGACCAAGGGAAUAGUCUUCUCAGAGAGGACUCCAGUAUGGCUUCCAGCCUACAUCUGAUAGGAAGCUCUUCAACAGACCUGAGGAAUGGUCAGUUUCAAAAAGAUGAUUCUGGCCUAAAAGACAAAGAAAAGUCACGCAAAAAGAACACCAAGGGGGAUUCUAGUGACUCGUCAAUCUUUCGAAAGCUACGAAGCAAUAAAAGUGAAGGUGAGCCAGGCAGAUCUUUUAAUGAGCCAGAUGAAAGCAUCAAACCUUGGUUAUGCCCAAAAACACUUGCACAUUAUGAUGUACAGAGCAUGCUUUUUAAUCUCAAUGAAGUUGCAGCUAACCGAACCUAUGUUGCUCAAAGGCGGAACACUACAACUGGGGCCUCUGCUGCAUCCGCUGUGUCCUUGGCAGUGUCAAGAGCAUAUGGUCUAGGAAACAUUGACCCAAGUUUCACCAGUACAGAAGACUUGAACUUCAAGGAGAACCUUGGACAGGAUAUGGGAGACAACAAUAGCAAUGAACUACUCCUUAACUGCCCUCAUUUCAGGAAUGAGACAGGUGGAUUGAGUGAACGUAAUGUGAGUUUCUCUAAAGCAUCUCGUUGCACCCCUUGUGCCAGUGAGGGAGGAUUCCUAGAGCCCUCACUAACCAUGUACUGUACAAAUGCUAGUAUCUCUGUGGUGGAAGUGUCUAAGGAAAAGCAAAAGAGCCAAGGACGUUUAAAACAUUAUAGCAUUGAACACGUGGACUUAGGAGCAAGAUAUUAUCAGGAGUACUUUCACAGCAAAGAACACUGUAACUACUUUGGUGUGGAUGAUAAACUAGGUCCUGUUGCUGUCAGCCUAAAAAGGGAGAAGCUGGAAGACAGCAAGGACUAUGGACCACAGUACCAUUACCGGAUCAUCUUCAGGACCAGUGAGCUGGUCACUCUGAGGGGUAUGAUCCAGGAGGAUGCGGUACCAUCUGCAGCCAAACAUGGAACUUUGAGGGGGCUGCCACUGAAAGAUGUACUGGAAGCUGUAAUCCCUGAACUUAAUACCCAGUGCCUGCGGCUGGCAAUGAAUUCAUCUAAAGUCACUGAGCAACUCCUGAAAUUGGAUGAACAGGGGCUUUGCAGAAAACACAAAGUUGGAAUAUUGUAUUGUAAGGCCGGUCAGAGUUCCGAAGAAGAGAUGUACAACAAUGAGUGCGCAGGACCAGCCUUCGAAGAAUUUAUUUCUCUACUUGGAGAUAAAGUCUGUCUUAGAGGAUUCAGCAAGUAUGCGGCCCAGCUGGACACUAAAACGGAUUCUACGGGGACACAUUCUUUGUACACUAGCUACCAGGACUAUGAAAUAAUGUUCCAUGUGUCUACUCUACUUCCCUAUACUCCAAAUAACCGACAACAGCUCCUCCGAAAGCGACACAUAGGAAACGACAUUGUGACUCUCAUCUUCCAGGAACCUGGUGCCCUUCCCUUUACGCCUCAGAAUAUACGAUCUCAUUUCCAACAUGUUUUUAUUAUUGUAAGAGUCUAUGACCCCUGCACUGAGAGUGUUCGUUACAGUGUGGCUGUAACCAGAUCAAAAGAUGUCCCACCGUUUGGGCCUCCGGUACCCAGUGAAGUACCUUUCCGCAAGUCUGAUGUCUUUCGGGACUUUCUUUUAGCCAAGGUUAUCAACGCUGAGAAUGCAGCACAUAAGUCGGACAAAUUCCAUACCAUGGCUACCCGCACCCGACAAGAAUACAUUAAGGACCUAGCUGAGAAUUAUAUCACCAAUACACCCAUUGACACAACAGGCAAAUUCAACCUCAUUUCUUUGACAUCAAAGAAGAAAGAGAGGACCAGACCACGCAUAGGGAGUGAGAUGCAAAGUGCUGGGGCUUUGUCCUGGCGAGUAGCAGCUCAAGAUUUCUCUCUGGGUGCAGAAACAGAGUGUGCUUUAGGAAUCUCAAAUGAGUUCAUGGUUCUUAUUGAAACUGCUACUAAAGAAGUGGUCUUUAACUGUUACUGUGCUGAUGUGAUUGGUUGGACACCAGAACCAUUAUCCCUCAAAAUAUUUUAUGGCAGAGGAGAUCAUAUAUUAAUACGCCCUUUGGAUGGUAAUGGUGAAGACAUAAAGGAAAUAGUGCAAAGGCUGAAGAUAAUGACCACAGGGUGUGAGACAGUGGACAUGACACUACGGAGGAAUGGGCUCGGUCAGCUUGGUUUCCAUGUCAAAUAUGAUGGAACGGUUGCUGAAGUAGAAGAGUAUGGAUUUGCUUGGCAAGCUGGUCUGCGUCAGGGCAGUCGUUUGGUGGAGAUUUGCAAAGUGGCAGUUGUGACACUCACACAUGAUCAGAUGAUUGAUCUUUUGCGCACUUCCGUCACUGUCAAAGUGGUCAUCAUUCCUCCCCAUGAGGAUGGGGUGCCACGAAGGGGAUUGUUUGAAUCCUAUGAACUUAACUCUGUGGAACACAAGGAAAUGGAGAAUUCCACCCCUGCAACUCGUCCACCCAUCCACAACAAUACAGCCUGGAAGUGGAGUGGAUCUGCCACCCACCAUGGAGCCAGUCCUUCCCAGAAAUGGGUAACUCCAAGCCAUGCACUAUCCCUAAAUAGACUGCCCAAGCAAGCAAUAUCAGUGUCUUCCCGGGAUCCACAGGCUCUUCAUGGGAGCAGGAGGCCGGUGAGUUUCCCUGAAACGCCGUAUAUUGCUGCAUCACCUGCCGCUGUAGACAAAGGACAACCUCAUAGACAAACAUCUGGAAGUUUCUCUACCCCAAACUCAGGAGGCGCAAGCUACAGCCGACACAAGGCAACUCCGGAUAGCAGAACUGGAACACCCCAGCGCUCAAUGCUGCAGUUGGAACCGUACUACAUACAAGAAGGGAUACCAAGUCCUGAGAAAUAUCCAGCAGGCACUGGCACUCAGGAGAUGAACUCAGAGCGACAUAAGUCUGAACCGAUGUGGCACAUUCCAGCCCAGAAUCGUGCAGGCACGGGUGUAAACAAAAGGCCUGGCAGGCAGGAGAUACCAGGGAAGAAUUCUCCUCACAGCCAUUCACGUGGUGAGCCACAGUAUUCUAGCCACUCCAGCAGCAACACACUAUCCAGCACCGCCUCCAGCAACCAGAGUGACGAGCGCUGGUUCGAAACCCCAGAACAGCCGGAUUUAGAUCUUGAUCAUCUCUCCAAAGGCACUUCCAACGACAGUGGCAUCGACACCACCCUUCCUAAUUUUCCCCACACCAAACCUGCGCAGCCCACCCCACGCAGGGACAAGCCACAGAAACCAGUGGCCUGCUCCACUUAUCCAGGCAUGCACGACAGCAGCUCCAGGGAAAAAAGGAAGGAGUCCUUGUCCUCCAGCAAGGGGUACAGACCCAAACUUUACUCACCGGGGAACACUGGAGGAAAUGUUUUUAACCAAACAAGGACAAGCAUUUUUAAGUCCCCUGAAAGUUCCAACCCUCCCCAAAUGACACAGUCCAGUUCGUUCCAUUUGUCCAGCUCUGUUCCCAAAUCAUUCUUUUCCCGUCAGAAUGUGAGAAACAAGAUUCCAGCAGGGUGGAAGAAGCCAGAACAUACUCCAUCGACACAAGCUACAUUCACAGACCCAAAGAAGCAAGUAGAUGUGAACACAAAGAACGUUUUUGGUCAGCCCAGGCUACGAGCCUCACUCCGAGACUUGCGAUCACCUCGCAGAAACUACAAGUCCACCAUUGAGGAUGACUUGAAAAGGCUUAUUUUAAUGGAUAAUUUUGGAUCAGACCACGAGCAGGACUGCAUGUCUCCCCAAAAGACCUUGCAGAGAACACUUUCAGACGAGAGCCUCUGCAGCGGCCGCAGGGACCCAGGGUUUGCCUGCUCUUCUGGAAUGGAUUCCUCUUUAAGUGGGGAUGCCUUGUUCACCAGCUGCUACCCAUCCAACACAAUGCCUGUCCGCUGGCAGCAAACGCCCAGCCUAUUGGAGAAAAGUGCGAAUAUCUCUUCCUCGGAGCUGUCUCUCACUGAGAUACGUGACUCAAAUGCAUCGCAGAUGGACCCCGGCAUGAUGCCACUUCCAGAAACUGCUUCUGGGCUAGAGUGGUCAAGCUUGGUCAGUGCUGCUAAGGCUUAUGAAGUGCAAAGAGCUGCUUCACUUUUUUCUCUGAAUGAAGUUGCUGAGCUCCGUCCUGUACCGAAUACUGGCACCACUCACCUGAGCCUAGAACGACCGCACACUCCACGAAGCACACCUACAUCCAGUGGUGAGUUGACCCCAGACCUAACUGGUAAGGUGUUGCAGUUGGAGGUUUUGCUGAAGCAGCUUCAUACGGAUCUGCAGAAGGAAAAGUUGGACAAAGAAGUGUUAGCGGCUGAAGUGGCCUGUCUCCGGCAGAACAACCAGCGACUUCAGCAAGAGUCCAGUAAUGCCAGUGAGCAACUCCGGAAGUUUGCAGAGAUCAUCUCCAGCACUGUGGAGAAAAAGGACUAAGACUUCAUCGUUGUGUAUAUUCUCGAUCAUCUUCCACUUCCUUUGGAAACACUACUGCGGCCAUUUUUGUAUGAACAGACCGACCAAUGGGACCUUACUCUUAACUGGAGUCUCUUUUACUUUUAUAUUGUUCAUAUCCUUCAAAACAAAAGCUGUUCAGAAACUGCAUUUUGUUUUCUUCAUCGUGGAACCAAGAGAAUUAGUUUCUCCGUAUAAUCGUUGUGUAUCUACGUGUACAGAACCAGUCUGCCGUUUGUAGAUUGAUAUCAAAAUUCCUGGAUAUUUAUAACUCGAGAUUUAUGCAAAAAAGGACAACUCCCAGCAGAAAGGGACACACAGCCGGAAAAUAAUGUUAUAUAUCUAAAUAUAUAUAUAUUUAAUUUGUACAGGAAAAAUUCUAUUUAGGGACGUGGGGCUUAAAAUUACUCAUUUGAAAUUGUGAAAAGCUUUGAUAUAAAUUUAUUUUAUUACGACACUACUGGGCGAUGGGAGCGGCAAAGGUUUCUGCAGUGAUCCUGAUGUAUAUUUUGUUAAUAGAACGUAUUAAUAGCGAUGCAUUUUGUUAGGGAAAAUCCGAUUUCGAGAGUUGUCUGAAGCAAAUGCGGUAAGUUGUUGUUAUUACAGAAUUCUAAAACCACUUGCUGUUUACGCCGUUCACGUGUUACACGGGAGGAACGAACUAUAAUUCUAUACUAAAUGAUAACAUUUCAAAGAAUCAGUAUAUAAUAUUCCAUCACAUCUACUGUAUAAAAUGCACUUUCCUUCCAUUCCAAAUUGUACGAACAUGUGCCUAAAAGCAAAUUAGGCUUAAUAAACAAUAUAAAAAAGUUUUCAUUUCUAA
This is a messenger RNA of Xenopus laevis (African clawed frog), 8615 nucleotides long. RefSeq names its product signal induced proliferation associated 1 like 3 S homeolog (gene sipa1l3.S). Lineage: Eukaryota; Metazoa; Chordata; Amphibia; Anura; Pipidae. The transcript has 23 exons. The coding region runs from base 2687 to 7774 and encodes 1695 amino acids. The record is from RefSeq and is a predicted model, not a curated record.